AAUAAUACAUCAUUCUGUUUAAACAUUUAAACAGAUACUGUUCUUUUUUCCCAAUAUUUUCUGUCCUGAGUUUUAUAAAAAUAUUAAUAUUUACUCAUGGAGACCUCUGAAGCUCAAUCAGCUAAUAUUGAGGCUAAUAAUAAUGACCACCUCCAGAAUCUGGUGGAUAAUUCAGUGGCCAGAUCAGUACAGAGUGCCAUGUUAUCUGCAGUUACUGUUUUGCAAGAUAGUAUACAGAAAUCUAUUUCUCUGGCACUGGCCCACCCCUCCACCUCUAAUCCCAAAACACCUGGUGAUCUUUAUUUCACACCAGAAACUUCAGUGGCGGAUUUAGCCAAAGGGUUUAAUGUCCCCAAAAAGGCUACUUCCAAAAAACGACACACACAUGACGGCACUGCUCCCCCUCCUAAAAAACAAUGUAAAGGAGGUCGCCAAGAUAAAUUAAAAGACAGACCUAUCAUAGGUCACGAUAAAUGCGCUUCAAAGCCGCACACGUUACCCUCUGCCCAAGAGGAAGUAUCUGUAAGUAGGGCUCAUAAGACCGCUAAAAGAAAUAAACCAAAUUCUUUUACAGAACCAAAUUCUGAUGAUUCUUCAGAUUCUCAGGCUGAGGAAAUUGUUGACUCUUUUGACUACCUGUCACAAGAAAGCGGUGAAAUAAAUGAUGACCCUGACUAUCAGGGGGAUGACCCUUUGGAGGAAUCAGACCUUUCCUCCUUUGACCCAGCCCUCAUCCAACACCCCAGAUCUGGGGAAUGGCUACCUAACCCCAUAGUUGCUAAGUUCCUCUCUAUUAGAGUUAACAAGAGCAUGGAUAAGGUCACUCGCAGUAAACUGAAGGCAGAGUGUCCCCGCCCUACACUCCCCCAUUUAUCUUCAAUAACUCCAGAACUGGACCCAGUUCUGAAUAAAUUUUUGAUGAAAACAGGGAAAAAUCCUAAAAAAGGUAUAGAUAGGAGUUUUAAGUCCUGUCAGGACAAACUCCUGGAUAUUCUCGGUCCCUUAUCAAAGAUUUUAGACAUGGUAGAAGAAUCUUCUAUCUCCAACAAACCAGUUGAAGUGGAAGUUCUAAAAGGUUGGGCACAACGUGCUGUAUGUUUUUUGGGCAACGCAAAUGCAGCCCUUUCCACUGAGCGUAAACGCUCUGUUCUAAUGAGAAUCGACCCCCAAUUAACGAACUUAGCAUCCAAUGAACCUACUCACCCCACAGAGGGGAUGCUCUUUGGGGAAGAUUUUAUUAAUCAAAUGGGCAAAUACGUUGGACUCUUUUCGUCCAUUAACAAAGCUCAAACAUCGUUGAAAAAAGUUUUUUCCAAUAGGGUUUUUGGUAGGGCCGGGAAAGGAAGGAGCCGCUCUUCCGGCCGCUAUCUCCCCACUAGACAACAGUCAAGAGGCUCCUUUCAACAUCAGUACCAACCUUACCAGCCAUCAUAUACUACCCAACCAGCCAAUCCCACACCGUUCUUCCCCUACCGGGCAAGACCCUGGCGCCCAAGAGGUCAACGUGGAUUCCAGCGUGCUAAACCAACUACAGCCACUUAAGAAGAUACUUAGCGGAAUUUCCAUAUUCCUGAUGAAAAGUUCCUCAAUUACUGGAUGUGCAUCAUAUUUAUCUACAUUUGAAAACAUUACCUUCUAAAUUCACACCUUCCUGCGGAUACCGAACUUAUUGGAGAUACUCUUCAGGUUCCAGCUGUCUUACCACGAUCCUAACUUUGAAUAGACUGUUCAUCUUCGCUCAAAAGAAGAAAGAAGAUAUUAGAUUAACUGUCACUAUUAUAUCUGUUACUGUGCAUUGAUUGGUUAAUACCUGUAGCAUGUUUGGCUACACCAUACCUGUGCCUACUAAGUUUUUUCUUGUAUUUUGUUCAUAAUAUGCUUUUGCUGCUGAUCAGUAAAUGAAGAU
Hyla sarda is the source of this 1906-nucleotide messenger RNA. RefSeq lists its product as uncharacterized. Lineage: Eukaryota; Metazoa; Chordata; Amphibia; Anura; Hylidae. The record is from RefSeq and is a predicted model, not a curated record. The coding region runs from base 97 to 1542 and encodes 481 amino acids. The transcript has 2 exons.